AUGUGGAACCUCUGGAGAGAACCGUACCAGGACUUGGAGGCACAGGGCAUGUACAAGCUCAGACAGAGCCAGUACGUGAAAACCCUCACACACGACGUGAUCAUCAAGCCGAUUCAUUCGCACAACGACGAGUGGAGAAGACAUCCGUUGGUGGACGCUCUGAAAGCGGGCGCGAAUUCCGUGGAAGCCGACUGUUUCUACUUCCCAGAAGACCCGGAGACCAUAUACGUGGGCCACAACACUGUGUUUCUCAAGAAGGAGCGGAACAUCGACUCGCUAUAUUUGGAUCACCUGUACAAUAUGCUAGAGGAAGUAAAUGUCAAUAACGACACUUCUCGCAAAAAUGGCAUUUUCUAUACGUCGCCGGAAACCACCACGUAUUUCUACAUUGACGUCAAGAACAACGGAGUACAGCUCUUGGAAGUGCUGGAGAAGAAGCUGGAGCGGUUCCUCGCCAAGGGAUAUCUCACCACCUACGACGCAGAAGAGGACGAGUUCCGCGAAGGGCCUCUCACCGUCAUUGUCACGGGAGACUACCCUUACGACCACAUUAGUUCGCAGAAGCUCCUUUACACUUUUAUCGAUGCGCCGCUGAAAGAUCUUGUGGACCCAAAAAAGGCCAGCCUCUAUCCGGCCAACAAAAUCUCGAUAUUCUCUUCCGCCUCGCUGUCUGAGCUGACAGGCUCCCACAAGGCAUUGAGCUUGUUUGACGGGCUGUCUGCCCACCAGCUUGCCGACCUUGAGAAAUACAUCUCUGCUGCCCACAAGCUUGGGCUCAAGACGCGGAUCUGGGACACGCCAAAGUUCACAAAGUCGAUCAAACACACCGUCUGGAAACAGAUCAUCGCGCUGGGGUCCGACUACCUGAACGCCGAUGAGCUUAAGGAAGCCAUCAGCAUAUGA
Molecule: messenger RNA, 903 nt
Organism: Ogataea angusta
Lineage: Eukaryota; Fungi; Ascomycota; Pichiomycetes; Pichiales; Pichiaceae
Exons: 2
Coding region: 1-903 (300 amino acids)
Biological process (GO): lipid metabolic process
Molecular function (GO): phosphoric diester hydrolase activity
Source: RefSeq, a predicted model, not a curated record